AUGGGCUGUGGUGCAACGAAGACGAAAGUGGCUCCCCAGGAGCCCCAACGGCUAACAGCCGUAGUGACUGAUACGGACAUCUCUGGAAAGGCUCAGCUCUGCUCGGUGACAGGUCGUUCUGAAACCGCAGAAAUCGAAUGUCGCCUGGCGUCAGGCGACUUCGAGGAAGGCCUCGCCAUUUUCUCCUCCUGGAAAGCGCAGCAGCAGCGGAAUUUCCCCCCCGCUGUAGCGCCGCCGCCCGGGCGUGGGGAACACCGAAACCAUGUGAGGAAACUGGACCGGUUCUUGAGGUCAGUGCAGUUGGAUAAGGAUGCGUUCAAGAGCAAAUUUGAGGAACCAGUUGAGGCGGUCCAGUGGGUACCCUUCCUGGCUGGACUUGGCCGACCAAAAAACUGGUCUGCAUGUGGGGUGCUGCUGCGCUGCUGGAAGCUGCUGGCAUCUUUUCUUCCUAUUCUUGGACUUUUGCCUGCCCAGCUCACUGCCAUCCGUCGGUGCUGCCAGUCUUCUUGUCCGGCCUGCUGGGUGGUUUCUUUCUUGGACUUCUGGCUGUCCUUUGGAUUUGGUGGACUUUCAUCGCCCAUCACCAUCCAGCAGGUCCCUCUUCGCCUCCUGUCUUCCCAUCUCAAGCCCAGCAUUUGGCUCGUCUCAGGGCCUACGUGCAUGAGCCACUUUGAGCGUCUGGCCACAGCACUUUCCAAUCUUGCUGAGGCGAUCCGAGGAGUAGCUGAGGAGCUUGGCAGAGCGAGAGAAUCUCCCCCACCGAUUGCAAGUGAGCCCUUGCUUCCUGGAGAUUGGGAGCUGAUUGAAGACCAGUCCUCGGUCCCUGGUGAGCCAUCAGACUACAACGCCACCCUUCGCAUUGCAGUGGAGGACGGGCCACCUCCUACUCCGGAGUUCUGUCUUUCACUUGCUAGGCUGAAGCUUAGGUCGGCUCGGCGAAAUCCGGAGGAGAGGGCGAGGGAAGCUUUUGUGGCAGGUUUUUGGUUCAGAGUUUCUUUGCUCGUCAGCUGCGCCUGGCCUUCGGAGUACAGCCCCCUCCUUCCUCCUUCUACGUGGCUUGUGAGGAGCCCAGUUGCCAGUCCCACCGUUGGUGCAAUGGAAAAGAAGGAACUGAGGUUCAGUGAUGCCCAGGCACCCAGCCUGCUGGUUUUUGAAGUCCCAGCUUUGAUUGCAGCGGGUGGUGAGCCUUUGUUUACGUUGGCACUCCCUCUGCUUAAGAGGCAGGGUGGAUUCCUUGUGGCAUUUCCCUGUGGAGUCAUUGACCCAGAGGCUUUUCCAUCUACCCCAGCAGAUGAGGAUCAGAUGCUGGGUUUAGCCCGUACGUUUGAAGGGCUGGCUUUGUAUGAGGAGGAGGAGACUGAAGCGGGAGGGCUUCAGUUGAUCCCUACGGGAACGUCCUGCUCAGUCGUAGUUUGCGACGUGCUGGACUCAAUUUUGGUCUAUCUGCGGGAGUUUGACCCCAUUACAGAUUCGCAAGUCGAGCUGGUUCCAUUUGAUGAGGCUAGACCUGCGGCAGUUCCAAUGCAUGCCGAGAUCACACCCCUGGCGCUGGAAUGGGCCAGGUCUGAAGUUGAAGGGCGUGUCCUUUUUUACAGCGCUCGAGAAGAGCAGGAGCCGCCUGUUGCCCCGGCGCCCAGAACAGCAAAGAAGGCUACAGCGAAGAGGGUGACCACGGCCUCCCUAGCAGAGCAGGUCUCAGCCCUUUCUGCCCAGAUGAGUUUGCUUUUGAAACAGCAGGCAGUGACAGCGAAUGGACCUGCAGCCAUCAACCCUGGCCAACAGUCCCCUAUUGCAAGUCCUGCUGCAGGGCGCGGAGGUAUAGGCGGAGGCUAUCGGGUGCCCCCAGUCAGCCAGAUGCUUUCACCUCCACCAAAGACCGCCAACGGCGCACCACUGGCCAUAUUGGGGCCGCCUCCAAAGGUUCGUCAGGUGCCACCACAAGUUCCUCUCCCUGCCGAGGAGCCCUACGACAUUUUGGACGAGGGGGCCCUGCCAGAUACUACGGCUGCAGUUCUUUCUCAGCAGUCAGCAGCAUUGACAGCUUUGGUUACCCACCUGGUGGGCCAAGACAACCCGUUGGAUCUCAGCGGGACGAUUGGGACCGCCUCGAGUUCAACGAAGGGCACAAUGCGCCGCGAGAAGAUGCAGCAGGAACUGGCAGGACGCAAGUCCAAUUUCUUUCUGCAGAUCCAGCAACAGAUUCACAAGAAAAUGUAUCCAUCAAGGAUGCUUCCAAAGACGGAGGAGGAGCUAUCUCAGGCCCAGGUGUCACUCAUGGCAUACUUGGAGCGAUAUGGUGGAUACAAGGGACAGAAAGAAGCAGGGCUUUGUAUGUGGAUUUUUGCACAUGCAAUGGAUUCAGCCUCAGCGGGAGACUUUGUGGCUACCAAGGAAUUUUUAGCUUUGGGGGUCAUGGCGUUGGAGCAGAGUGUCUUCGAUGCGGGAGAUUGGUCACUUGCCUACGUUUUGACGAUGGCAGAGGAUCCCCCAGCUACCAUGUUCAGCGAGAGGAUGAGCUCGCUAACAGCGGCAGGCCGUCCUUUCUCGCCGCUGGUCCCGCCAACUUUGGCCUCGACCAAUUUGGCCUACAUCAAAGAGCUCGAGGUGCUCUCCACCAGACGUGCCGAGACGCGCACAAAGAAAGGAGGAGCUGGAAGCCCUUCGCAAGCUGGCAAGAACAAGGACGCGGAGGAGGAAAAUCCCAGCCCAAAGCGCCGGCCUCGGUAUCCCAAGAAACCGAAGGCCAUUGCCGAGGUGAGAGAGCCUCCGCCUGCUUCCGCAGGCUGUUCCCUUUCUAGCUAUCAGUCCUGGUGUGCUAGGUCGGACGGCCUGACUGCAGAAUUUGACAUGCUGCGCUCGGGACGUAAGAAUCCAGAUUUGCAUGCAAGACUUUUUGAUUUGAUUGACGCCUUCCAGAAGCAGGGAUGUUCAGCGAAUCCAUAUGACAGAUCCUUUCAAGGGUUCCAAGUUCCUAGAGAUGAGGAGAGGUUUCCAGAACUACAACCUUAUAGGGACCUGGAUCCCAGCAGACUCAAGCUUUCAGGCACUGGCCAUUGGGAUGCUUCAAGCUUUUUGAGCGAGAACCUUUUGAUGGCCUACAAAGAGCCUCUUGUUCUUUGGUUGGAUCGCACACCAGAAAUAUGGGAGUAUCCCCGCCUGAGGGACAGUCAAGCGACUAUACUGGAACUGGCUCAUAUUUGGGAUUCCAAAGGGCUUCUGCUGCUUCACAAAGAAGGAGUACAAGACAGACGUGAUUUUGAGAAGGUGAGGAUAUUCAAUGCGUACAAGAACGCAACCACUGACAGACAGAUUGGUGAUCGCAGAGGCCGCAAUGCAGUAGAGGCUGUUGUGAAAGGGCCCUCUCAUAACUUGCCCUCCGGGGCGGAUUUGUGUGACCUGGUGGUAGAUGUGUCUUCACAGACCCUAGCAAUUUCCAUUUCUGACAGAAAGGACUAUUAUCACCAAAUCAAGGUCACUCAGAAGAGAGCUGUUUGCAACACAUUGGGGCCGGGUUUGCCUGAAGAGGCUGUUUCAGGCCUCCAGGCCUACGGCAACUUCUUGCUGAAGGCUUCAAGCAAGCGCCGCUAUGACCGUCUCAGGGACGGUGACCGCUUAGGCCACCAGAGGAGGCCAUUGGGUUCACCAGAUGAUGGUUUGAUAUGGGCAGCCUUCAACAGUAUUCUGCAAGGCGACCAUUGUGGCGUGGACAUAGCUACAGAGGCACACACUCAAUUGCUGCAAGACUUUGGCCUUCUGUCACAAGAUAUCCAGUUGGUGGCCAGCAGGCCUUGCAGACACCCUUCGAUAGCGCAGGGCCUUGUCAUAGAUGAUUUUUUCUGCAUCUCUGUCGAGGAUCAGGGCACUCCGGCCCCACAAACAUCUGCUUUCAGAGCCUAUCAACAAGCACAGCAAGCAUACAGUUUUGCAGGGCUUUUGGGGUCGCCAGAAAAAGAUCUUUGCGCUGUCAGUGAAGGCAAGGCCAUUGGGGCGUACGUCAACGCCUCUGAUCGUGCCCUGUCAAGAGGCUUGUGCACAGUGGGGGCGCCAGUCGAGAAGAGGUUGUCCCUUUCAAUUCUUUCUCUACAACUGGCGCAGCUGCCUUUGACUACUUUUGGAAUGCAUAGCUGCGUCAUGGGCGCUUGGGUUUCAAUGAUGAUUUACAGACGGCCUUUGAUGUCAGUGUUUGAUCAUGCUUUUAGGUUGGUGGCCAACGAAGAUGUAGCUACCAACAAUCAUGUCACAACCCAGCAACCGAGGGCAGUGGCUCAGGAGUUAGCCCUUGCAGCGGUGCUUGCGCCUCUCAUGCUGAGCAACGUGGCGGCCAAGUUCGACACGCACAUCUACGCCACAGAUGCCUCGGAGAAAAAGGGGGCUGUUUGCAAGGCUGUAGCCAAGCCAGAAGUGCAGGAGGUCCUCUUCAAAAGCUGCAGGACCAAGGGAGCCUAUACCAAACUUCUCUCUCCAGUGCAGGCCCUCUUGAAAAAACUGAAUGAAUUUCACGAAGAACCAGAGGAACCUCAGUUUCUUCCUGAGCCCAAGCCUGGCCGCCCUUUGGCCUUCAUGUUUGAGUUUUUGGAGAUUUUUUCUGGAGCGAGCAGGGUUACUGAAUUUGUGGCUAGUUUUGGAGUCACUUGCGGUCCUCCUAUUGACCUUAGCAGAUCAGAGGAGUUCAACCUCAAGCACCCACACCUGGCUGAGUGGAUCACACACCUACUGGCUGAGAAGGUUUUGAAAGCAGUUCUUUUGAUGCCACCUUGCACAACUUUUUCCAUCAUGAGGCGUCCAGCCUUGAGGGACAAAGAUUAUCCUUUUGGUUUUGACCCUGCCGACGAACAGACUAGCGUUGGGAACAUUCUGGCGCAACGCUCUUUUCAGAUUGGCUGGACAGCAGCUGCGAAUGACGCGGUGGCGGUUAUUGAGAAGCCCCACUCUUCCAAGAUGAAGUACCUGCCUUCAUGGGAGGACUUAUUGGAACUCCCCUCAGCAAGUCUGGUAAGAGCAGAUUCGUGUCAGUUUGGAUCAAUACACCAGAAGAGUUUUUCCUUCCUUGGAAUCAACGUGGAUUUGUCCGCAGUUGGAAGAAGGUGCAAGGGCCUUUGCAACCAUGUACCAGUGCAAGGAAGUUAUACAAAGGCCUCUGCACCAUAUGAGCCUAGGUUGGCGUACGCACUUGCACAUUGCCUCGCCCACAGCGUUUUCCAGAUCAGAGCCAGAGAAGCCAGCCUAGAUUUUCUUGAAACGGCAGGCCUGGAGAACCAGCUCGUGAAUGAGGUGAUGCUGACAUCCUCUUGGGAGCUACAGAAAGUGUGGGCUUUCGGGAAGCCCAGCCAUAUCAACCUACUGGAGUUGAAGUCGGUUGAAGGCCUGGUUGACGACCAGAUCAAGAAGACCAGGUCUCUUCGCUUUGUCUCACUGGUCGACUCCAAUGUGGGCAUCAAAUUGGGUCAGACUUCUUCUCCUUCUGUGCUCUCCCAGCAUAACACGUCUCAAGGCGAAGGCCCUCCAGUGGUUUUGCCAGGCCGGGUUGGAAUUGGAUUUGGUUUUUUCCGGCACCUUCCCUGGGUUCUCACCGUCAUUUUCCUCCUUUGUGUUCCUUCCUCUCAUUUCUGGGUGCUGUCUUCGUUUUGCUUCUCUCUCUUGCUGGGGCGCGGGGUGUUUCCUCCGUCUUCUUUCUCCUUCCUGGGUGCUGCAGUGCUUUGCUUCGAUUCGUGCGCCGAAGCCAUGGUACUGGGGCCAGUGACUGGUUUGGAGCAUCGGAAGGCUGAAGAAAGGGCAUCCAGACCGAUGCUUCCGGAAGGCCGCCCAACAUUAGAAGUGACAUCAAAACUGCGACAGAGGUACUGGAAGCUUUUCUUGGAUUGGACGCUGCAGCAAGGAAUUGAUUUCGAGGCGCUACUAGCCUCUUACCAUCUGUAUGUGGAGGAUAUCAAUACUGUAAUGGUCCGAUACGGCAGGGAACUCUACAGUGCUGGAAAACCAUACUCAGUUUUUGCAGAGACAAUAAAUACCCUGAGCUCAAAGAAACCAGUGUUAAGAAGGCAACUGCAGGGUGCAUGGGACCUUGCUUUCAGUUGGGUUCAAGCUGAGCCGUCGGCUCAUCACGUGGCUAUGCCCUGGCAGAUCCUUCUUGCCAUGACAACGGUAGCUUUGGCCUGGGGUUGGCCCAGAGUUGCAGGGUGCAUUUCUUUAGGAUGGGGAGCCCUACUACGGGCAGGCGAGAUCACCGGUGCAUACAGACGUGACUUGCUGCUGCCUAGAGAUGUAGACUCUACCAUUCGAUAUGCUCUUCUUGCACUACAUGAGCCAAAGACCCGGAAUACGGGCCCAAGACAUCAAGCUGCAAAACUAGAUGUGCCCGACCUCUUGGAAGUCACGGACCUCGCCUUUGGGGAACUGCCAGAACAUUUUAAGUUGUGGAAUCAAUCUGGACAGAGUCUGCGUUUACGUUUCAAAGAUAUACUACGUGAGCUCUUAUUGCCUACAGAGAAGCUAGCUGGCUUAAAACCCCUGGAUUUGGGCUCCUUGAGAGCUGGAGGUGCCACAUGGCACCUACAAACCACGGAGGAUGGCGAGUUUUGCAGACGCAAAGGUCGCUGGAUCAGUCAGCGCAUUAUGGAGGUUUAUGUGCAAGAGACUUCAGCUCUUGUCUAUCUUAAGAAGAUUUCAGCAGACAGCAAAACUAAGAUUUUGACACUGGCCAGUUUAUUCCCAACUGUUCUUGCGCGUUCCAAAACGCUGAAGCGAGCAAAGGUGCCCGAGAAAGUCUGGUUUAUCCUCCACCAACAAGAAGACCUUUGGAGGUAG
This is a messenger RNA of Cladocopium goreaui, 6804 nucleotides long. NCBI's taxonomy places the organism in Eukaryota, Dinophyceae, Suessiales, Symbiodiniaceae. The record is from the annotation of a GenBank genome assembly.